CUCGUGUAUUUCCUCGCGUAUAGUGGAUUUUCCGCGCCGUCGGAAAAAACGUUGCGUUUUUUUGAGUCAAGAGUAAAAUCAAACGGCAAGCUGUGGUUUGAGUGUCGCGGAUACUUAUCGCUUUCCAGUAGGCUGAUCCCAAUUGGGUGGAACUGACCUAGAAUACCAAGGAGUUAUAUUGAUAGAGGGCCAAGAUAUGUGAUAUAUUGUAGCCGAUACUCUUCUUGGCUUCCAGACUACGCAUUGAUAGCUUGCUCGUCCUUCUUAAAUGGAUUAAAAACUGUCUGCAUGGAAAGUGCAACAAUUGGAUACUGGAAACGGUACUCGAGCAGCGCCGUAGAUACUUAAGCAAAUAGCUGCGCUUAUCAGCAACUUGCACCAAGUUGUUGAUGGAAACGAAGUAGAUGCGGUUUUUAAACGCGGAUAAUUAGCGUACAGGGCUUGAAACGUAGGUCAGGAAUUGAUUAAACACUGAAUUCAGCCAUACAUUCUGCUGCACGGGGGUGAAGAAACCCUGCAGCGUAGGCGUCGCAAGCAGCACCAUUAGCGGGGGUCUCUGGCAAUGCGUUUCAUUUCGCGUGGAUAUAUCACCGAAAGAAAAUGAGUUCGUGACGUGGUGUCUUCAUUUUCUGAUUCUCAAAUAAAUUGCAGUAUCUUUAUCGGAUGCCAUCGGUUCAAAUAUAUAACAGUUUUUCCCUAGUUUCUCGUGCUCACUGCUCAUCACUAUUAUCUCUCCUCAUCCCAUCAAGGGGUGACAUACCUCUAGUGAAAAGUUAGAAAAAACUUCCCCCCCGGGGUAAGCGCUACAUAUAAUCGCGGUCGGUGGCAAUUAGGCGUGUGGGCAGAUUUUCUUGACCUGGGUCCCAUUGAAAAUCUUCGCGGUCCACAGUUGCGAUAAAAUCGCGAUAUUUAUGGAACUUUGGCAUGCAAAUGCGACGAUGUCGUGAUCUUGCUUCGUGUACAACAAGUGGGCGGAUAUAGAGUGGAUGCGAGUGGAGACCACUUGAACGCUCGAUCGCGACAGUCGUAAAGCAACAAAUAAAUAUUAAACAAAAAUUCUAUGAAAACAUUUCAUAUUCGCGCUGAAAUUUCAAAUAAUUUAGAUAUAAUUUACGCGUUUCCAUUAGAAUUCUGCGGAACCCAAUUGCGGAGAAAUGGAUACAAUUUGGUAGAGUGUAGUGUUUGCUGGAAUGAUUUCCCCGUGGAAAUGGUUUCCCAACUGCACCUGUACAAAGUGCCCGUGAAAAUGUCGCGGUAAUCGUGUUAGUUUUCGUGAAAACAUAAAAAUGUGCAUAUGAUCGAUAAAUGCAUUGGAACUACAUCUUUAAUCCUCUGAAUGUGUCUACGUAUCAUUUUUGCUUUCUAAUAAUACAAGUGAAAAGUUGAGUUCUUGAAACAGCAAAAGAAAAUCGGAUAAAAUGUGAUAAAGUGGUGGAAGCACCUGUUUUUAAUUUUCCGCAAGAAAAACAUACAAACUGCACUACCCGAUCUGAUUUCCUUCAGCUCGGGUAAAUAAAUAUCAGAUAAAUUAUAUCUUUCCCAACCUAUCCUGAUAUUAAUCAUUGGAAGUUAAUUCAUUUCCGAAUUUCCCGAGUUUCCGAAGGCGGUGGAGUGUUUUUGGCUGUAGUUUUUGUUUCGCAUGAAAAGUUGAUUUUGGCAAAUGUUGCGGAAUUUAGCGUCAAUGCCAGGAUAGCUGUACAGGCUCCACUGUUGAACUGGAUUCCGUUCAAUUAGUUCCUAGGCUGCUGCUACGGUGUUUUGAUAUUAUUUGAAGUGCGUGCCGGCUUAACGACAAAAAUCGAGCCGAUCGGCUUGCACGACCGCGAAUGUCACUUCUGGGGAAACCAUUGAACUAUAAUCGCGGCUCACGUCGUGAUGCCCGUUAUAGAAGGCUCCAGAGCCGCGUAUACAAUUUUUUAGAACGACCCCGAGGAGUACCUGCUAUUUUAUAUCACGUUAUGGUUUUUUUUAUGGUGUUCACAUGCUUGGCCUUAAGCGUCUUUUCCACAAUUGAAGAGUACGAAACUCAAGCUAUAGUUAUAUUAUUCAACAUGGAGAUAUUAGUCGUGAUAUGGUUUAUCGUAGAGUUCUUUUUAAGACUAUGGUCGUCGGGAUGCCGGUCGCGGUACCAAGGAGCUGUGGGACGGUUAAAAUUUUUAAAACGACCGUUCUGCAUAAUAGAUGUAGUAACAAUAGUAGCAUCCUUAGUAGUAUUAGGUAUGGGCACUUCUGGACAGGUGUUCGCAACCAGCGCAUUGCGUGGCCUUAGAUUUUUUCAAAUUUUAAGAAUGGUUCGAAUGGAUCGACGUGGCGGAACAUGGAAAUUAUUAGGCAGCGUAGUAUAUGCUCACAGACAAGAAUUGAUAACAACUAUGUACAUAGGUUUCCUUGGCCUUAUUUUUGCAUCGUUCCUCGUGUACCUCAUGGAGAAGGAUGUGAACGACAAAUUUAGUAAUUUUGCUCAAGCCUUGUGGUGGGGUGUGAUAACACUUUGUACGGUCGGCUAUGGAGACAUGGUGCCAGAAACAUGGCAAGGGAAAUUGAUAGCAUCAUUUUGUGCGCUUCUAGGAAUCUCUUUUUUCGCUUUACCAGCCGGAAUACUCGGUAGCGGCUUUGCCUUAAAGGUACAACAGCAACAACGACAAAAACAUAUGAUAAGACGUCGACAGCCCGCAGCCACCCUCAUUCAGUCACUGUGGCGCUGUUAUGCCGCCGACGAGCAUUCAGUUUCGGUAGCGACCUGGAAAAUUCAUCAGGUGCCUCUUCCUAGUCCGCCACCCUCUUCUGAAUACUGGGAUAGAUUGAUUAAGAAUUUAAGUGAAUAUAGUUCGAAAUUGGAACAACCCAGCGAGAAGUUGCCAUCAACUUCCAGCGCCAUGCGGGCAUCUUCUAGUUUCAAACACAACGCAUCCUUUGUCGCUCGAUUGCCAACGAUACGACGACAUAAAAGCCAAUCCUUACAUUCGCCCGGUAAUGCCAAGCCGCCCACAGGAUCGCAGAGACGAUGUCCCAGGACGAUGAGUGAGAUGAAUACGUCAGCCGAGAAUCUAGAAGUUUCAAAUAAUGGAAGACCAAUGAAUGCUAGUUUAAGUGAAGAUUCUGUUGCAGAGACGGCCAUCUCGAAAAAAAACUCGGAUGAUCCGUCACAGCCGGAUGAUAGCUCUCCAUCAGCAACACAACCCAAUAGUACAGAAAACCUAACUCAGGAUCAGAAUUCGAACAUGAAUCAAGAUCAAAGUCAGAGUUUAGAUACAUGUAUUAACCGGGAACCGAUCUCCUCGAAUCCAAAUCGAAGUUGCAGUAUUGACAUCAUACAACCACGCGGAUUUAACAUAGGUGGCAGCAAUGAAAAUGGUAACAAUUUGAACCCCGAUAGGAACGGCCCGUUGAGUAUCAGUGGAGCGACCGCUUUACCUGUUAUGUUGUGCGGCCUAUUGCAGAAGGAGCUGUUGACUAUGAAACAGCAACAAUCCAAUCUUUAUCAGAAAAAACAAUUUUUAGUUACACCGUCGGCCAGCUCCGACUGCUUUGGUCCAAGAGCCAGUACUGGUUAUGAAGACGAUGAGCCGCGUUGUGUUCAGCUAACGAAUCAACAUAAAACUGCGAUACGGUUCAUAAGAAAGAUGAAGUAUUUUGUAGCACGUCGUAAAUUUAAGGAAGCACUAAAACCUUAUGAUGUAAAAGAUGUUAUGGAACAAUAUGCAGCCGGUCAUGUUGAUUUAUUGGGCCGCGUAAAAAAUGUUCAAACUAGAUUAGAUCAAAUCUUGGGGAAGCAAGGAUCAAAGGCUAAGGAUGUCUAUGCAUCCAAAAUCAGCUUAGCAUCACGAGUAGUUAAAGUAGAAAGACAAGUAGCGGACAUAGAGGAGAAAUUAGAUAUUUUAAUUAAAGCAUAUAUGCAAGACCGUGAACGGUUUUUAGCUCUUCCAUUAGUUCCUGAAGUUCAACAACAUUCCAAUAGUAAUCCUAGCAAUAAUAAUAAUCAUCAAAAUCCUCCAGGCGGUAGUGGAGCAGCAAUGACAACGACGCAAUCAUCAACGAGCACUGCAUCACUAAAGGUAAACGAAAAUAAAUCUGGAUUUUUCUCCUGUCAUCCGCAGCCAAAACCAAUAUUGAUCGAUAAGCAAUUCUCGGAACCGAAUUCACCGAUAACGAAGACAUUCGAUCAGGCUGAACAGAAAAGACCUCCUAUGCAUCGUGGAUUUUCCGAUUUAGGGAAUCGUAUUAAAAAACGUGUUACUUUAAGUUCCAUGCCAACACAGUAUGUAGAAAAUAGUAGCGUUACAGAGAGAAUGCCGGGAACCGACGACGUUGUGAUAAUGGUCCCCGAAAUAGAUGGUGAUCCAUUAGAAUCAGUACUUUUAAGUGAUAUAGGUGAUCAUGCUGUUUGUAUUGAAACUGACGCAGAUUUAGAACCAAGUAGUCCUAAAACAAUAACCGAAAGUUCAAUUAUAGUCAUGGACGAAGAAGUCGAAGAUCUCGAAGAGGAAGAUCUUGACUGUGAAGGAGAAAUGGAUCCUGACUCACCGCCAUGGGAACUUUAUGGUGAAGGCGAUAAUGAUGUGGAUGGCGAUGGUGAUAUUGAUGAUUCCACAGAGGAUACGGCUCUGCUGCGAACAGCCGCCAGGACGGAAAUAAUUGUAACACCAAUAAGUCCUGUAAGUUCCGCACAUGACCUAGCUCGCUUAGAUAGCGAUGGGAAAAAUGGCAAUACUGAAGAUUCAAGUGCCAAAUCGAUGGACUUAUUACGACCUGAUUUAGCCUCACAUAGUCGCCUAUUACCGCAAUCCGGAGGAGGCAUCUGAGAUUGGAUCCUUUUUCAUCCCAUGUGGAUUGAUCUACGAAUACUACCGCAUCAAAAACAGGAGCAGCAGCCAGCGUAGUUGCUAAGAGGAACAACUUUAUACCAACAAAGCAUAUACUUCUUGACACAAAACGCAAACGGAAGAAAGAAUCGGAAGCAAAUCUUACAUCAAACUAGGUAACAUCUAAGUAGACAAUAGUUUGAUAAAAUACACGAAAAUAUUCUAAACUACAUCCAUCAUCAACGAUGAAUCGGCAACAGAUUGAAAACAAGGAGUUGAAUAACACUUGAGAACUCACCAAAAAAGACCAAUAGUUUCAAUCUUAGUUAUUACACCAGGAUUUUAACUAGCAUGAUAACUAUCAUUUUCUACUGUACACUGCUUAGCAGCUAAGCAAUCUUUUUCAGACACAACAACCCCUGAUUCAGUUUUAAAUCAAAUCAGAAAAAUUAUUCAAAAAUAUAAAAUCGAAUCAAAAUGUUUUGACAGAAUUAUAGCCCUGCGCUUUUCAAAAUAGAUUAGAAAGUUAGAUUUUAACUAUUUACAAUUGUUCUGAAGCAUGUCAAAGUCCAUGAAGAGUAUAUUCUGUAUCAUUUGAUAAAGUAACCCUUCCCUGAUUCAAAUAAUUAGUGUUAGAAACGCAACAAUAAAUAAAUUUUUAUCUUAUUUCGUAAUAUUUAAGUAAAUAGUGGUAAAUAUUAUUAAUUACUAGAGCAAAAUUCAAAAUGACAUUAAAUUAUUUAUCAUUGUUAUUUCUUAGUUGAAUUUAUCAAAUUGAAUUGUUAUGAUCAAUUUUGCAAUGAUGAACAAAUUGAACAAAUGAAUUAGAAAAUAUAUAGAAUAUAUAUAUAUAUGUAUAGGCAGAUUAAUGUAAAAUAAUGUAUAUAAUUAGUGAAUUGUAAGGAAAUCUAUUGUGAUUAUUAUUGUUACCAUGAUUCUGGUUUUAUUUUGUUUUAUUUUCUAAACAAAUAAUUCAAAAUCUGUGACAAUAAUUCUAAUUAACAUUAAAAUAUAACAUAAUAGCAAAUUCAAACA
This is a messenger RNA of Hermetia illucens (black soldier fly), 5837 nucleotides long. RefSeq names its product potassium voltage-gated channel subfamily KQT member 2 (gene KCNQ). Gene Ontology annotation, biological process: potassium ion transport; transmembrane transport. Bases 1827 to 4802 code for a protein of 991 amino acids. Gene Ontology annotation, molecular function: voltage-gated potassium channel activity. Gene Ontology annotation, cellular component: membrane. NCBI's taxonomy places the organism in Eukaryota, Metazoa, Arthropoda, Insecta, Diptera, Stratiomyidae. The record is from RefSeq and is a predicted model, not a curated record. The transcript has 21 exons.